CAAGACAAAACAAGAAGGUAUCGUUGUUACUACCUACUUGUCAUUCUGCUAACCAUCCAACCGAGAACGGGGUCGCUCAUAUCAAAAAGAAACUAUUCAAGUACAAAGUUUUCGACACGUACGAUCCGACUUUGAUCGUGAUGUCGGGAUUCGACGCAAGUAUGCCGGACACAAGUCUGUCCGACAAUCUACAUCCACACAAAAAGGGAAUGACCCUAUACAAGUGA
Molecule: messenger RNA, 227 nt
Organism: Cylindrotheca closterium
Lineage: Eukaryota; Bacillariophyta; Bacillariophyceae; Bacillariales; Bacillariaceae
Source: the annotation of a GenBank genome assembly